This is a messenger RNA of Corythoichthys intestinalis (scribbled pipefish), 3913 nucleotides long. RefSeq lists its product as uncharacterized. NCBI's taxonomy places the organism in Eukaryota, Metazoa, Chordata, Actinopteri, Syngnathiformes, Syngnathidae. The transcript is spliced from 4 exons. The coding region runs from base 65 to 811 and encodes 248 amino acids. The record is from RefSeq and is a predicted model, not a curated record.
UUGAACGCACCGACAGAAGGUGAGCCGUCGUGGAAUAGCGGACCAGCUAACUUCUCCCUCAACCAUGCCUGGGAAGUGCAAAUUCCAAGAGUCUUGGCUCUACAAGGAGGUCUAUAAAGAUUGGCUAGUUAAGGACACGCAGGACAUUCAUUUCGCCCGAUGUAGGGCUUGUUGUAAAUCUAUUAAACUUCAGACCAUGGGCGAGGCUGCUCUCACCAGCCAUGCAGGGGGAGCUGGCCACAAAGCGGCGGUGCGCAAGCUUAUGGAAGGCAGCUUAGGGAGAGUCAGUGUUGCUGGGCAGAUGAAUGGCAGCUUGAAUCAGACUGAAGACAGCAAGGACCAUGUGGCUGCCUGCCUGCAACGUCAUGACCUGGACAGGUUACAGGCAAAUGACUGGUCAGAUCUGCAACAUAGCCCUGUGUCAAACUCCAGUCCCCACAAUGCUGAGCUGCAAGAUGCAUCAUUUCCUGCCAUCUACUAUCUCACAACAGCAGGCACCUCCGGAAAUAUCAGCCAGCGUGUCGUUCCAUCGGCAGGAGGUCGGCCACACGACGCAGUGGAUCACCAGCAGAAGGCAGAGGUCCUGGAGCAGCAGCAGCACAUGAGGUUGCUGGAGUGGGAGAACAGGAUGAAGGUGCUGGCGUGGGAGCAGGAGUUGAUGAGGGAGAAGACGCGAGCUGCUCGUCAGAAAGUGAAAGCUUUCAGGAUGAAGAAGAACUACUACAAAGCUAAACUAAAAAGGAUGGGAGAACACGUGCCGCCAUCUCCCGGCAGCAGUGAUGACGAGAGAAGCCCUGAUCCCACGGGAUGAGCUGAGUUUGUAGCUUUAGCCGUUUUAGCGCUUGUCCCACAUGCCACUGAACUAUUUUCAUACGUGGUUUUGUAUCUAAACGCUUAUCGUUAUACGCAGGUCAGCCUUUUCUGCACAAAGAGAACAUUUUCUGGGGUAGCCCAAGGUACGACAUGAGGCUCACUUAUUUUUUUUCUUAACCCUCUAUUUGAAAUUUAUGGCACCAAUGACAGCAUUGUAUACUAUAGGUCAGUAUUAGACAUCGCACCAUAGCCAAAAACCUUUAGGUUCAGCUGCAUUCAAGGGAAGUGACCAAACUGCUUGCACUAAUGCUCAUGACUCGAAGUAACUAAAAUCACAAUUUGAUUUGUUUUGUGCUUGUAGUCCCAGUGUCACCUCAGGGGGUACUUUACCUAAUGAAUUAGAUUGGAUUUCACUGAGCCACACCCACAACCCGAAGUCUAUUUGUUUGUAAAAUAAAACAAAAAAACAGCACAUGCGGUUUUAAUCCCAAUUUGAAUCUCCCACUGUUGGCCAGUGACGCCAGAUUCAGUAACCAGAAUAGAUGAGUCUAUUCUAAGCCUCUGAUCAAGUGGUGAGAGAGAUGGUGGAUUGAGCAGAUGAAGCAGACAAGGAUGAAAUGGAAGGAACCAAGGGAGUAAUCUGUUGAGAAAAACAUUAACUGAAGACUGGUUUUACAAAUGAAAUAUUUCAAAUAAAGAGUUGUUACCAAUACAUUGGAACCUCACAAACAAGGCAUUAGCCGGCGUUGUAGGCUCGUUGCCAAAAAAUGCAUCAGUAAAAAUGACCUGAUUUAAAUUUUUUCAGAUUAUAAAUUAUUAAUUUUUGAGUCGCUAUACUUGUUGUGUCAAGUCGAGAGGCGUAAAUGUAAAUUACAGUAUUUACCAUUAAGCAUUCAGUAGUCAUCUGAGACCCGGAGCGAAAGCUAAUGCUCCUCGUCGGACUUCCAGCUCGAACCUGUAUAGUAGAAUCUCUCAGAAAUCAUGUUCUUCAGGACUUACUUCUUCUGACCCACUUUCAAUUUCAUAUUCAGACUUGUCACAUGAUACAAUCAACGAACCUCGGCUACUAAUAUUCUUCCUGCUGGAAUUGUUCUGUUUUUAAUUAUACAUCAUCGGUGUCAACUAUGCUAACGGCUACAAAAAUGAUUUUUAUGACACAAUUUCAAUAGUUGUGGCUCUGUGUGAGUCUUUAUAAUUGUUUUAUGAAUACUGUUCAUAAUUCAAUCAUGUAAUUAGUGUGGACUUUUGCUUCUUUACAUUACACAGCCCCAACAAUUGAUACUUGUUUUGUCUUGUCUGACUGCAGUGUUCACAUCAUAUUUGCUUCUGCCGACAUUCUUGCAUUCUUGAAUGCACAUUCUACGUAUUUAGUGCACAUAAGCGGUACACUUGCACACCAAAAUUACAAGCUUUAAAAUAAAUAAAUAAAUAAAACUUGGUAUUACAGCGAUGUUUGUGCAUUACUUCUGGCCUCUUAAUUUGAGGUUGACCCUUGUAUCGGUUUUGUAGCAUUUCCGUAUGUUAUGCUUUUGGAGUUAUAUAUAUGUAUAUAUAUACAUAUAUUGUAUAUAUAUAUAUUUUUUUCUUGAAAUAAAAUACAAAUUAGUAAAAAAAAAAAAUCACUCGUAUUAAAAUGACAUAUCGACACAUUCAAAUUAGCCAAAUUCACUAGUCCCUUAUAUUUUUCAAGUGUCCUAAAACAAGGAGCUAAAAGCAAAUGACUCCCAAAUGUUUCCCAAGACAAAUUCUCUUCAUUCCGCAGUGCAGGAAAUACGAAUUUAGCUGUCCGCUAACAUGAAGACCACUGUUUAGCGUUGACACUAUUUCUUGAAAAAUAGUUCUCAGCAUUGUCAGAAAAGUCACUAAAUAUAGCGACAAUAUCUCCUACGUUUGCAUAAUUAAGAUAAGUUGGUACUCUUGCUUGGAAUGCUGACACACGUUUACGUAAGAGUAGCGUAUACUUUACAAUUUAUUUGGACUAUGGAAGCUAUGCGGGAAAUUAAGGGAAAUGGAGAUGUGACAGAUGUGACCUGCGGGUCACAGAACCGUCCCCGUUGGGACAAUAAUGAGCACCAAUCAAACCCAAAAAUUGUGCACCCCUGUACAUACUGAUGCUUGUGCAGGCAGGCAUGACUUUUAGAAAUACUAAAAACAACAAAAAUAUCCAAAUGUAAUGAGUACAUGAUACAGUUCACAGAGAAUUUCAUAUCUUGAUCCAUUUUUGUUUUUACUGUACUUCCUGAUGAGAGACACAUUCAUCCAUUUCAAGACAUUUUGACGCCAGUUCCAUACUAAUGUAGGUAUGUACCGGUAAUCACUUUAAGAUACUUCAGCCCUCAUUAGAUUUCCUACUUUUCUUUCAUGUACACUGCAGUAUUCAAAUGAACAAAAAUAGAUCAACUAUUGAACAAAAAAUAUUAUUUUCCUAUUGAAAUUUAAAGCAUGCAUACACAAUAAAAACAGCCGUGUAAGAAUACAUGUCUUUUAAUGCCCAACAUUUCUUGUUUCUGUGGUAACAGGAACUGUAAAUUUUACAAGCCACAAUCCUCUAACCAAAUGCCGUGGCAUCCCAUCGUAAACACAAAUGCAUCACAGACUUUGCUAUUCAUCAUUCUGACCUAUUCUUGUUUCUUCUUGGUAUUCUGUUUUUGAUUCAACAUUUUUGCCUCCUUGCUGUAAUUGCAUCAUGAUCAAAAUUCUAUUAAAACAUAGCAGGUAUGAUUCGGUGUCAAUCCUGGUUUUGAAUUGCGGAAGAGAAGAUUAUUCCUUUAAUCUAUAUCUACAUCCAAGCCCAACAUUUCUCGUUUCUGUGGUAACAGGAAUUGUAAUGUUUACAUUCCACAAUCCUUUUGCUGAAUGCAGCGAAUGUGGCAUCCCAUAGUAAACAUUAAUGCAUCACAGACGUUGCCAUUCAUCAUUCUGGCCUAUUCUUGUUGGGGGUCGGCAACCCGCGGCUCUUUAGCGUUGACCUAGUGGCUCCCUGGAGCUUUUUCAAAAAUGUUUGAAAAUAGGAAAAAAAAAAAAAAAAAAGGGAGAGAUAUAUACAGUGGGGUAAAUAACUAUUUAGUCAACCACCAAAAAAAAAAAAAAAAAAAGGGAG